UUCGGGCAGACUGCAGACGUCAGAGGGCGCUAGACUCUCGCACGCGACUCUGCAGUGGUAGAGACCUCGUGUUGUGUGCGUUUCCUUCCGGGAAAGUAAAUGUUUUAAAGGCGGAGAAGGCAUUUGAAUAAGUUAUAUUGUUUUGAAAACUGAAAAUGGAAGGUGUGUUUGGCAGAUGGCGUGGAAGACUGGUGAUCUAUGGGUCGCUUGUGCUCCUCCUGAAGAUCCUUCCGGCGACAACGGGACUCUCGGACGCCCCUUCGUAUCCUGACGAGAAUCCCCAGCCUCCUCCUUGCCCCCCAGGCGAUCCUAUCUGCCAAAAGGAAGACGUUCAUGAAGAUAUUACGGGGGGUGAGAGUCUCGGUGUCCCAGGAAAUACGAAUAAUGGACAGGGCGAUGGAGAUAAAGAUUGGAAUAAGGACACGGAUGAAGAAAGUAUGGACGGAAGGCGAGAAUCCCCGAAGGAGGAGGUCGAAGUGAUUCUAGACUGCGUGUUCUCGACCAUACCGUUCGUGGGAGGCAAGUGGUUGACCAAGGUAUUCAGAGAGAGAGUGUCCGACGCGACGCUGAUGGAGGCGACGAAUAGUUUCAUCGACGGUGGGGAACUUCUCAUCAAUUUGAUCAAUCUCAAACCCCGUUCGGUCCCCGUGAAGUUCUUCAAGGCUCUUAGUUCCUGUUUCGAGUUCGAAGAGGAUUACAACCCCUACGCAAGAGAGGAAGGAGAAAGACCUACUCAAAGAAAAGGAGAUUCUAACAUGGACGAGGAAACGCAGGCGAAAAUAGCAUCGUCUACCCUCUCGCACCAAAGAAAACGGAGGUCGGCCAAGGGCGGUUACGGCAAGGAUACUCUCUAUGGAUUUUCUCUUCUUGGGCUGUUAAUUGUCGGUUCCCUAAUAGCCUAUCUUAUUUAUCUCUUAACGAUGUAAUUAAA
This is a messenger RNA of Penaeus vannamei (Pacific white shrimp), 931 nucleotides long. RefSeq lists its product as uncharacterized. NCBI's taxonomy places the organism in Eukaryota, Metazoa, Arthropoda, Malacostraca, Decapoda, Penaeidae. The record is from RefSeq and is a predicted model, not a curated record.